UCCCUCUUUCCCACCAUGAGUCGGCAACUGAACAUCAAGUCUGGUGGUGACAAGGGUGGUGACAAAGGUGGCUACAGUGGCUGCUCAGCAGUGGUGCUGAGGAGGGCCAUGGGCAGUGUAGCUUCUCACCGUGGGGUUGGCAAAGGAGCUGGGGCUAGCUUCAGCAGUCGGAGCCUCUACAGUCUUGGAGGGAAUCGGUGUGUUUCCCUCAAUGUGGCUGCUGGUGGUGUUCGGACAGGAGGUUAUGGCUUCUGGCCUGGUUCUGGGUAUGGAAGAAGCUGGGCCCCUGGCUUUGCUGGCAGCAUGUUUGGCAGUAUUGCCCGGGGGCCUGUGUGCCCAUCCAUGUCUCUACCUGGGGGCAUCCAUCAGGUCACUGUCAACAAGAACCUCCUGGCCCCCCUCAAUGUGGAGUUGGACCCCAGGAUCCAGCAAGUGCGCACACAGGAGAGGGAGCAGAUCAAGGUGCUGAACAACAAAUUUGCCUCCUUCAUUGACAAGGUGCGGUUCCUGGAGCAGCAGAACCAGGUGCUGGAGACCAAGUGGGAGCUGCUACAGCAGCUGGACCUGAACAACUGCAAGAACAGCCUGGAGCCUGUGUAUGAGGGCUACAUCAGCACCCUGCGGAAGCAGCUGGAGACACUGUCUGGGGACAGGGUGAGGCUGGACUCGGAGCUGAAGGGCAUGCGGGACCUGGUGGAAGACUACAAGAAAAGGUAUGAGAUGGAGAUUAAUCAGCGUACAGCAGCUGAGAAUGAGUUUGUGGUGCUCAAGAAGGAUGCUGAUGCAGCCUACGAGGUCAAGGUGGAGCUCCAGGCCAAAGUGGACUCUCUGGAGAAAGACAUCAAGUUCCUCAAGUGUCUGUAUGAUGCGGAGAUGGCCCAGAUCCAGACUCACACCAGUGAGACCUCCGUCAUCCUAUCCAUGGACAACAACCGGGACCUGAAUUUGGACAGCAUCAUCACUGAGGUCCGCGCCCAGUAUGAAAAGAUUGCCCUGAAGAGCAAGGCUGAAGCUGAGGCCCUGUACCAGAGCAAGAUCCAGGAGCUGCAGCUGGCAGCCAGCCGGCAUGGUGAUGACCUUAAGAAGACCAAGAGUGAGAUGUCAGAGCUGAAUCGGCUCAUUCAGAGGAUCCAGUGUGAGAUUGCCAGUGUGAAGAAGCAGUGUAUCAACCUGGAGACGGCCAUUGCUGAUGCUGAGCAGCGGGGAGACAAUGCCCUGAAGGAUGCCCAGGCCAAGCUGGACGAGAUGGAGGCCGCCCUGCACCAGGCCAAGGAGGAGCUGGCCCGGAUGCUGCGGGAGUACCAGGAGCUCAUGAGCCUGAAGCUGGCCCUGGACAUGGAGAUCGCCACCUACCGCAAGCUGCUGGAAAGUGAGGAGUGCAGGAUGUCUGGUGAGAAUACAUCCUCUGUGAGCAUCUCUGUUAUUAGCAAUGCAAGCAGCUACCACCCCAGCUUCUCCACCAGCAGCAACCUCGGUGCCAGCAGUGCAGAGGGAAGCUCCAGCAGCACUCGGAGUGAGGAGACAAGGACCAAAGGGGCACGAGGGGGAGACCCCAAGGACUCCCAAGGAAAGAGCAUCCCAGUCAAUGCCCCAGCCAAGAAAGCCACCCGAUAAGUCCCAUGACCCCACUCACUUCAGCAUCGCAGAGAAGAGAAGCCCUGGCUGAUUCCCUGCACACAGAUACCUCCACACCCGAUCUCCCACCCUGAGUCCUAAAGCCCCCGGCCACCCAUGCCAUGCCUUAUCUUACUGUCAAUUCUGAUUAGAACUGUCAUCUCCCUGUUUCAGCAGGUCCCAUGUGGACUUUGUGACUUCUUGUUGUCCCUGUUGCUUUCAACUGACAGAGGUCUUAGGAGAACAAGCUAUAAUUAUCUUCUAAACCCUGGGUAGCUAUGGUUAUCCCUGCAGAGAGAAGAGGAGGGCCAGGGAGUGAAG
Messenger RNA from Phyllostomus discolor (pale spear-nosed bat), 1935 nucleotides. RefSeq names its product keratin 74 (gene KRT74). The coding region runs from base 16 to 1614 and encodes 532 amino acids. The record is from RefSeq and is a predicted model, not a curated record. Gene Ontology annotation, biological process: keratinization; intermediate filament organization. NCBI's taxonomy places the organism in Eukaryota, Metazoa, Chordata, Mammalia, Chiroptera, Phyllostomidae. Gene Ontology annotation, molecular function: structural constituent of skin epidermis. Gene Ontology annotation, cellular component: keratin filament. The transcript has 9 exons.